This is a messenger RNA of Saccharomycopsis crataegensis, 198 nucleotides long. RefSeq lists its product as uncharacterized. The transcript has a single exon. The record is from RefSeq and is a predicted model, not a curated record. Bases 1 to 198 code for a protein of 65 amino acids. NCBI's taxonomy places the organism in Eukaryota, Fungi, Ascomycota, Saccharomycetes, Ascoideales, Saccharomycopsidaceae.
AUGGGAAAUAAUAGUGAAAUAAACUUAUUUGGAAAAGAAUUAAAAGAAAAAUGGAUGGAGGAAGCGCAAAUUGUCGAUUUGAAAGGCAUCAGAAAUCACAACAUUUUUCUCGAAUUCUCCAAUAUCUAUGUCAGAAUGCUAGGUAGGCCAGGCCUUUUGUCGCAACUCAACUCAACUCAAUUCAAUUCCUUUCUUUAA